AUGUCAGAAAGCAUUGAUCAAGAAAGUGACCUUAGCUUCCAUACAGCGAUAGAGGAGCCAUUUACAAGCUUAACAUCUACACCACACAAGAGUAGCAAUGGAUGGGUUAGUUACCCAACUAAUGAAGGCAAGGAUAGUACAAAUUCAAGCUCACCCAACCUUGGAAAUGAAUCUAUAGUGAAUGAUAUUAUUAGUCGCAGGCGAAAUGCUAGUUCUGGGCCUGCUAACAAUCUGUCACAAAGUGCAAGAAGAGAUACAGAGAACAAGAAACUGAAAGAACUGCGAAGGUUAAAGAGGCUUCAAAAAACUAUUAAAAAUAGAGGUGGUCUAGAUAAUAUGCGAGACUUUGUACUGAAUAGCGAAAUUGAUGCUGAAUAUGCUAGGUUAGCAAAAGAAGCAGAGCAAUUUGCUCUUCCAAUCGAUGAACUGGAAAGAAUCGAGAAACAAACAGAAGAAGAUUUGGAUGAUGAUGAAAUCCUUGAAUUUAUAGAACAACGAGAUAAAUAUCAGUAUGAGCUUGACCAAAUAUUAAAUGAGAAUAUUGCAAAGGAAGGACUAUAA
This is a messenger RNA of Nakaseomyces glabratus, 561 nucleotides long. RefSeq names its product Rtt105p (gene RTT105). The record is from RefSeq and is a predicted model, not a curated record. NCBI's taxonomy places the organism in Eukaryota, Fungi, Ascomycota, Saccharomycetes, Saccharomycetales, Saccharomycetaceae.